Didymosphaeria variabile is the source of this 1119-nucleotide messenger RNA. RefSeq lists its product as uncharacterized. The transcript is spliced from 2 exons. The coding region runs from base 1 to 1119 and encodes 372 amino acids. The record is from RefSeq and is a predicted model, not a curated record. Lineage: Eukaryota; Fungi; Ascomycota; Dothideomycetes; Pleosporales; Didymosphaeriaceae. Gene Ontology annotation, molecular function: dioxygenase activity.
AUGGCUCCCCAGGUUGAUGCUCCUAAGACCGUCGAAUGGCAGGGAAAGCGGGUUCCAGUCUGGUCAAUGCGGACAGUCGACUACGGCCUACUGCUCUCGCAAGACCCCGCCGAGGUUGACAACGUUCUCAAGGCUUGCAUUGAAGAUGGUUACUUCUACCUCGAUCUUAACAACAUCGACGGCCGUCGAAUGCUUGGUGACCAGCAAGAGACGCUCAAGCUCAUGCACCGCUUCUUCGAGUCGCCGAUCGAACAGAAAAACGAGUUCGGACUGAUCUCUUCCCAUCUUGGUUACGAACCUCAAGGCAGUCGCACCGGCGCCUUUGGAGCAGGAACCAAGGACGGAUAUGAGAUGCUGAAGGUCUCCCGUGACGAGAUCCAGAGGGGUAGCCCCAAGGUUCCAUCCCCCAUUAAGAACAACGGCGACCUCGGCAUCCUGGAGAACUCCAUCGGCAGCUGCAACACUAUCACCAAGGUCAUCCUCUCGGCCCUGUCAACUGGCAUGGGCUUGGUCGGCGCUUCGCGCUACGAGAACCACCACCGCAACGACAAGCCGUCGACCACCACGCUGUCCAUGAUGCACUACCUUCCCUCAGAGGUGACUGGCCCUAAGGAGGUUGGUCACCAGAAGCACACCGACAUUAGCUCUUUGACAUUGCUCUUCAGCGAGCAGUGGGGCCUCCAGAUCCGACCUCCAGGGACUUGCGGAGCGCGUGAGAUGGGUUUUGUCGAACCGAAGAAGGGCUGCGCUUUCGUCCACGUUGGUGACUCCUUGCGAUUCGCUAGCGGCAUGAAGAUGCAGUCAUGCAUCCACCGCGUUGUGCCUUUUGACCCCAAGGAGCAUCGCUACUCGAUCGCCUAUUUCCUGCGGGCUGAGGACGACACCAUGUUCAUGGACAGCGAGGGCCGCUACGUGACUGCCGGUCAGUGGCACGACCAGAAAUUCAAGGCUUUCACGGACCCGUGGAUGUACCAGCUUCAGGCACCGAAGACAAUGAUUUUGGGCGGCAUGACGGAGGACGGUGAAGAUGACCCUGCCCAGCAAGAGAUUGAGCCUGCAUCUGAGCCUAGCCCUGUUGGCGCGAAGGCACAGCUUGCUUCUGUUUCUGUGAAGGCAUAG